AUGUCGUCUUUAGAAGAUAUACCAACACCCGACAAUGGGUUCUACGUCCUUGUCACUGGUGCAAAUAGUGGCCUGGGCCUCGGAAUCGGGAAGCGCCUAAUAGACGAAUUUCUCCAGACCCGCCCUCAAUCCGAGUCUCUUGUCCUCAUUGUCACGACGCGUGACCAGCGCAAAGGCGAUGCGACGAUCGAGAAUCUGCAACAGCACCUGCGCAAGGUGAUUGCCAGCCAUGAACGAAAGCUACCGGGCAUCGCACAGGUGUUGCAACACCGCAUAUUCUUUCGGCAGGAACGGUUGGACUUGCUGAGUUUGGUCUCGGUGCAGAAGCUCUGCAGGAAACUGCGAGAGACCACACCAAAGCUUGAUGUUGUCAUCUGCAAUGCCGGAAUUGGUGGCUGGACGGGCAUCAACUGGCCACUUGCUGUCUACAAGAUUCUCACUAGCUGGUCAACCGCCGUGUGCUGGCCGACAUUCAAGAUAUCAGGCGUCGGAUGGGUUGCGAAACCGCAGAUACCGGCGGAGAUGAAGGUGGAGGAACCCCCUCUGGGAGAGGUCUUCUGUGCCAAUUUCUUUGGACACUACCUUCUUGGACACUAUCUUGCACCGCUGCUGGCGAAGCACCCAAGGAGCGAAAACACAAAAGGCAGGAUCAUCUGGGUCAGCAGCUUGGAAGCCUACGAGCAUGUUCUCGACUUGAAUGAUAUCCAGGGCAUCGGUUCUACCCUACCAUAUGAGGCGACGAAGCGGUUGACAGAUGUCAUGGCUAUCACUUCCGCCCUACCUUCUACAUGCGAUGUAGCAGACGAAUAUCUCGACCAAUCUCAAGCCUCAGAAAAAACCACGAAACCGCGCAUCUACGUCACACACCCCGGGAUUUGCGGUACCUCGAUCGUUGCCCUUCCCCUUAUCCUCGAAUACCUCAUGUUCACCGCCUUUUACGUAGCGCGCUGGCUCGGUAGCCAAUGGCACCCCGUCACGGUCGACAAGGGCGCUUGCGCCAUGGUGUGGCUCGCCCUGGCGCAACAAGAUACCUUGGACAACAUGGAGGAAAAGGAAGGCGUCGGCAAGUGGGGUAGUGCAACGGACUUUUGGGGCCAAGAACGAGCGGAGCGUACGGAGGUGGCGUGGUGGGGAUGGGGAGGGAAAUCAGCAGAGUACAAGAGGAAGAAAGGCAGGGACCCGUAUGCAAAGGAUGCAACGAAGGAGAGUCGGGAAAGAUUUUUGGAGACAGGGAGGAAGUGCUGGGAGGAGAUGGAGAGGUUGCGGAUUGAGUGGGAGGGACGGCUGAGGAGAGCUGGUGUUGGGAUUGAGAUGGAGUGA
Messenger RNA from Cucurbitaria berberidis CBS 394.84, 1320 nucleotides. Its product is annotated as NAD(P)-binding protein. The transcript has 2 exons. NCBI's taxonomy places the organism in Eukaryota, Fungi, Ascomycota, Dothideomycetes, Pleosporales, Cucurbitariaceae. The record is from RefSeq and is a predicted model, not a curated record. The coding region runs from base 1 to 1320 and encodes 439 amino acids. Gene Ontology annotation, cellular component: endoplasmic reticulum membrane; lipid droplet; mitochondrial outer membrane. Gene Ontology annotation, biological process: ergosterol biosynthetic process. Gene Ontology annotation, molecular function: 3-beta-hydroxysteroid 3-dehydrogenase (NADP+) activity.